Messenger RNA from Pristis pectinata (smalltooth sawfish), 6262 nucleotides. RefSeq lists its product as uncharacterized. The record is from RefSeq and is a predicted model, not a curated record. Gene Ontology annotation, molecular function: calcium ion binding. Bases 1 to 4845 code for a protein of 1614 amino acids. The transcript has 2 exons. Gene Ontology annotation, cellular component: plasma membrane. Lineage: Eukaryota; Metazoa; Chordata; Chondrichthyes; Rhinopristiformes; Pristidae. Gene Ontology annotation, biological process: homophilic cell-cell adhesion.
AUGGCGUACCAGCCUAGGUUUGCUGUCAGUGUGAUUGCAUUCAUGUUUCUGGUGUGUGCAUUAGCUCUAACCUCCGGGCAGGUUCGUUAUUCUAUCCCCGAGGAAAUGGAGCGAGAUGCAUUUGUGGGGAAUAUCGCUCAAGAUCUGGGAUUGAACGUACAGCAAUUGUCAGCUCGCAAAUUUCGACUGAGCUCUGACGGAGGACGGUACAUGAAGGUUGGUUUAAAUAAUGGGCUUUUGACUAUUCGUGAAAGAAUCGACCGGGAACGUAUCUGUGGACAGGCAGAUAUGUGUACUAUACCUUUCGAAAUAAUUCUGGAAAAUCCUUUGGAGGUGUAUCGCGGGGAAGUGGAGAUUCUUGAUGUAAAUGACAAUUCCCCCACUUUCCAGGACGGCAACAUCAUCUUACAGAUAUCCGAAGCAAUAGCACCUGGGGCACUUUUCCCUCUCAAGGGGGCGCAAGAUACGGACAUUGGUGUAAAUACGGUUGGUGCUUACACAAUCAGUUCCAGUGAAUAUUUUAUCCUAAAAACACAGAAAAGCGAGGACGGUAUAUUAAUUGCCGAGUUGCUGUUAGAGAAAUCUUUGGACCGAGAGCUGCAAUCAUCAUUUCAGCUAGUGCUCACGGCGACUGAUGGUGGGGUCCCUCAGAGAUCCGGCACAGCUCAGAUUCUGAUUACCGUACUGGACAACAAUGAUAACCCACCAGUUUUCGAUGAACACAUUUACAGGAGCAGUUUAAAUGAAAACGCACCCUUGGGAACAUUAGUGAUGAAAGUAAAAGCAAAUGAUUUGGACGAAGGAUUGAAUGCUGAGAUUACAUAUUCUUUCAGUGAUCUUGCCUCACCAAGAGUGCGUGAAUUGUUCAGUUUGGACCCGCACACUGGGGAGAUACGGAUUAAAGGAGCGCUAGAUUUUGAAGAAGUAAACAGUUAUUCACUCAAUGUUCAAGCUGCGGACCACGGGUCCCCUGCAAUUACAGGACACACCAAAGUGUUGGUCAGGGUAAUUGAUGUAAAUGACAACGCGCCCGAGAUAAAAGUGACGUCAGCUUCAAGCCAAGUCCCAGAAAAUGCUCCGCCGGGAACUUUGAUAACAUUAGUCAAUGUUAUCGAUCAUGAUUCUGGUGAAAACGGGGAAGUUCACUGUGAGAUACCGAAGAACGUCCCAUUUAGACUUCAGUCGUCGUCGCAAAAUUAUUAUAAAUUGAUCACCAGUGAUUCAUUGGACCGCGAGUCCGUUCCUGUGCAUAAAAUAUCAUUUGCAGCUUGGGACAUGGGGUCACCAUCACUUUCGAGUAAUAAAACAAUUCUAGUUGUAAUCUUAGAUGUAAACGAUAACGCCCCCCAGUUUGCUAAACCAUCCUACAACAUAUAUGUGAUGGAGAACAACGCUCCGGGCAUUUCAAUUUUCACAGUAAGUGCAACGGAUCCUGACCUCGACCAGAAUGCCCAUGUUUUUUACUCCUUUCUGGAGAAUCUUAACCAAGACUUCCCAGUGUUGAAUUACCUCAGCAUUAACUCAAUGAACGGCACCAUUUAUGCGCUGCACUCUUUUGACUAUGAGGAACUCAAAACUUUCCAAAUCUAUGUUCAAGCCCGUGACGCUGGAGUGCCCCCACUGAGCAGCAGCGCUACAGUGAAUGUGAUCAUCCUGGAUCAAAAUGACAACGCACCGGUAAUUGUUUCACAUUCAGCACAGGGUGGAUCCGCAGCGGUGGAGUUCGUGCCCCAGGCAGCGAGUAAAGGAUUCUUAGUCACCAAGAUUACGGCAACCGAUGCAGAUUCUGGCCAGAACGCACGGCUCUUUUAUCAGAUGCUGAAAUCUACUGAUCCCAGUUUGUUCAAUGUUGGGCAGAACUCCGGUGAAAUCAGAACAGCCAGAACUAUUCUGGAGACAGACACCAGCACACAUUCCCUCGUUGUCUUGGUGAAGGACAAUGGGCAACAAAGCCUCUCCAGUACGAUUACAAUCCAUGUUUCUGUUUUGGGGAACGCCACAGAAAGUCGUAACUUUGCAGCGCAUCCUGGAAAUAUCUCUGACCAAAAUGUUUAUUUAAUAGUCAUUUUGGGCUGCACAUCCCUUCUCUUUCUGGUGAUCAUCAUUUUGUUAAUUAGCAUCAAGUGUAAUCAGGACAGAAACGCUAACCAGGGGGAUACUUCUAACUGUUGUUACACACCUGGAGAUUCUCAGGACACUUUUAAUCGAAGAAUGGCGAUGGAGGAAACUUUACGCUAUCCUGGGACUGGCCGGCUGGUCCGUGUGCCGGAUGCGCACCAUUACUCGGUCUGUCUGUCUCCAGAAUCAGCGAAGAGUGAUUUUCUCUUUUUGAAGCCAUGCACCGUUCCCACGUCUCAGAUAUAUUUCUGCGAUGAUUUCGUGUUGACACCAGUUCUCCGGUUUAAUCGAACAGAGGCCUUGGUUUGGAAAAUAUUUCAGCGCGGAACAAUGGCGAGUUCGGCGAUUAACAGCGCCAUUGCUUUCGAGACCUGUACUAUCCUCAUUCUGGUAUGUACAAUGGAUUUGGUUGCUGGGCAAAUUCGGUAUUCAAUACGCGAGGAAUUGGAACAAGGAUCUUUUGUCGGGAAUAUAGCUCAGGACUUAGGUUUGAACAUAGCGCAAUUAUCCGCUCGUAAAUUUCGGCUAACGUCAGACGACGGUGGACAGUAUAUGAUGGUGAAUUUGGAUCAUGGGAUUUUGUCUGUUCGUGAACGAAUCGACCGGGAAUAUAUAUGUGGGCAAGCAACUGUGUGUACUCUGCCUUUCAAAAUAAUAAUGGAAAAUCCUUUGGUGGUUUAUCGUGGGGAAGUGGAGAUUAUUGACGUAAAUGACAAUUCCCCGAUGUUCGCCGACAGCACCGUUGCCUUACAGAUAGCCGAAACCAUUGCACCAGGGGUAAGCUUCCCUCUCGAGAGUGCGGAAGAUCCGGAUGUUGGAAUAAACACAGUCGCCGACUACACAAUUAGUUCCAACGAGUUCUUUAGCCUAAAAACGCAGAAAACCGAGGGCGAUUUUGUAAUUACAGAGUUGCUGCUAGAGAAACCUUUGGACAGAGAGCUACAGUCAUCCUUUCGACUGGUCCUGACGGCGUCUGAUGCAGGGACUCCUCAGCGAUCCGGCACAGCUGAGAUUCUGGUUACGGUGGUGGACAUCAAUGAUAAUCCACCUGUAUUCGACCACAAUCUCUACAAGAGCAGCUUAAGCGAAAAUGUACCCCGAAGUACCUCGGUGUUAAAAAUAAAAGCAAAUGAUUUGGACGAAGGUUUGAAUGCUGAGCUAACAUAUUCUUUUAGCAAACUAACUUUACCAAAAGUACGUGAUUUGUUCAGUUUGAACCCCCAAACGGGGGAGAUUCGGGUUGAAGGAGAGCUAGAUUUUGAAGAAGCAAACAGUUAUUCUCUGCAUGUUCAAGCCGUAGACCACGGUUCACCUGCAAUUGUAGGACGCUCCAAAGUGUUGAUCACUGUAAAUGAUAUAAAUGACAAUGCACCUGAGAUAAAAGUGUCAUCAGCUAUGAGCAACAUUGAAGAAAAUGCUCCGCCGGGAACUUUAAUAACUUUGAUCCAUGUUAUCGAUCGAGAUUCUGGAGAAAACAGUGAAGUGCAGUGCGAGAUUCCAAAGGAAAUCCCCUUUAGGCUUCAGACGUCGUCGAAGAAUCAUUAUGAGUUGAUUACCAGUGAACCAUUGGACCGUGAAGCUGUGCCUGAGUAUAUAAUACCUUUUGUCGCCUGGGACUUGGGGUCACCCUCGCUGUCAAGCAAUGCAACCAUUCAUAUUGUACUUUCAGAUGUGAAUGAUAACGCACCACAGUUUGCUGAACCCUCCUACAACAUAUAUGUGAUGGAAAACAACGCACCGGGUGCUUCUAUAUUUGCAGUAACUACUUCCGAUCCUGACCAGGACCAGAAUUCCUAUGUUUCUUACUCCUUUCUGGAGAAUAUUGUCCGAAACUUCCCUGUGUCCAAUUACCUCAGCAUUAAUUCUAUGAACGGCACAAUUUACGCGCUGCAAUCCUUUGACUACGAGAAAUUCAAAAACUUUCAGAUCCACGUUCAAGCCCGUGACGCUGGAGUGCCCCCGCUGAGCAGCAGCGCUACAGUGAAUGUGAUCAUCCUGGAUCAAAAUGACAACGCUCCGGUAAUUGUUUCACCUUCAGCACAGAGUGGAUCAGCAUCAGUGGACAACCUGCCCCAGUCAGCGGGUCAAGGGUACUUGGUCACCAAGAUAAUGGCAACUGAUGCAGAUUCUGGUCAGAACGCGCGACUCUCUUAUCAACUGCAGAGAUCUACUGAUCCCAGUUUAUUCAGUGUUGGUCGCAGUUCAGGUGAAGUUCGAACAGCCCGCGAUAUGUUGGAGUCUGAUUCCUCCACGCAAACUCUCGUCAUCUUGGUGAAAGACAAUGGGCAGCCGAGCCUCUCCAGCACGGUUACUAUUCUCAUUACAGUUCCGGAGAACAGCACUCAAAGAAUUCCUGGAAGUAGCAACUUUGCCGCAAAUCCUGGGUACUUCACUGAUCCAAAUCUGUAUUUAAUCGUAAUCUUCGGUUGCACUUCUGUUCUAUUUCUUAUGAUCAUCAUUCUGCUGAUUGGCAUCAAAUGCAAGCAGGUCAGAAAUAUUAACCAGGAAUAUAAUUCUCCGAGUUGUUGUUACAAACGUAGGUUGUCUCAAAAUACGUUUACUCGACGACAUGGGUUGGAGGAAACUUUACGCUAUCCCGGGACUGCCCGUAUGGUCCGCGUGCCAGAAGCACAGCAUUACUCGGUCUGUCUGUCUCCAGAAUCCAUGAAGAGAGAUUUUCUCUUUUUGAAACCAUGCGCCGUCCCCACGUCUCAAGCUCAAUACUAAGUUACAGUAAUCUGGUUACAGCAACCAUGAGCAAAUUAUUGGCUGUCAUAUUAUGUAUUCAGCCAAUAUGGAUCCUUCUCAGUGAAAUAUUAGAACCAUAGAACAAUACAGCGCAAUACAGGCCCUUCGGCCCACCAUGUUGUGCCGCCCUUCAAACCACACCUAUGACUAUCUAACCCCUUCCUCCCACAUAUCCCUCUAACUUAAAUUCCUCCAUAUGAUUAUUUAACAAUCUCUUGAACUUGUCCAAUGUACCUGCCUCCACCACCAACCCAGGCAGCCCAUUCCAUGCACCAACCACUCUCUGGGUGAAAAACCUCCCACUGACAUCACUCUUGAACUUCCCACCCAACACCUUAAAGCCAUAUCCUCUUGUUUUGAGCAUUGGUGCUCUGGGAAAGAGGUGCUGGCUGUCCACUCUAUAUUCUCUGUCCUUCUCAAUAUCUUGUAUACCUCUAUCAUGUCUCCACUCAUCCUCCUCUCCAAUGAGAACAGCCGUAGCUCCUUUAAUCUCUCCCCAUAAUCCAUACUCUCCAAUCCAGGCAGCAUCCUGGUAAAUCUCCUCUGCACCCUUUCCAAUGCCAAAUUUACUUACUGAAGUAAAUAUUCCCUUCGUGUUAUUUUAAGGCGGCUCAAUUAUUGCAAUGGUUAAAAAAUAAAAGCCCCAGUGACUGGAUUACAGGUGUGUGAAUCUGAUAGUUGUUCAAUCUGAAGGGAAUUCUCCGAGCAGUUACUGAAUGACUUUCAAAAAUCGAUUUUUGUUAUUUUAAUUGCGCAAAGGGUCUUGGCAUAAGCAUCUAGUUAUAGGUUGAAGUAUUAAUAUCUGAACACAAAUGCAAUUUAAAACAAAUUGUCAUCGCAUUAAAAGGCAUUCUCUAUGUAGUGUUGAGGAUUAAUAUUUGGCAUAAUUGAACCCAGACCUGGUUUCGGCUUCAAAAUUGUUCAGCAAAACUUGCACGUGGCUGGAUAAUUGGUAUAAGGAUGACGAUAGCGCUGUAAUGGUCAUUCUAUUGCAUUAUAUGAAGAAUUUAAUCAUGCAGUCAUUGUCAAGUGUACACAAAACAUAUAUAAUCCAAAGAGAAGGCGACCUGGUGUUGUAGAUCCAUGUGUUUGAUUAUACUCCACAAGCCUCGCUCUAUCACUCUUGACCCACUCCUAUGCAUUAGCGUUAUGCAUAAAUGCUCACAAUGUAUCUAGAUUUUCAUUAAACGUAAACAGAUUAUUAAUAUGUGUUCAAGAUCGAAGGCCGACUGAGGCAAUGAGAGUCCGACAUUGACAUAAAAGAAACCUCUGAGAUGUAUUUGCUUUCUUUAGGUUUGUUGCCAGGGAAUCUUUGGGAAUUCCCAUCUGCUUUACAACGUGAGUUUUUUUGCCCUUUAAAUUUGACAUAUAACACUCAUGCUGGCUGAAAAAUAGA